CAUGUUGCGAUUGGCUACUACAGCACUUUGACCAUGUGCGUCAUUUACGUAAGAGAGACACAACACUGCAAUCCUUGGCGGAAUUCUGAUUGUGUAAAACCUGUAAAGUCUGCGUUGAGGUGUCUUAGAAAAUGUAAUUUCAUCCCAGAGAAACAGAGAGAUGAAUGUUUUUGCUGAUGUAAGUCUUGGUAGGUCCGCUAGCUCAAUGGCCGUGUGUCCCGUGCUGUCGCUGCAACCUACCCGGGGGCUGGUGGAUGAAAAGUUUCAGAUAGUUGUGAGAAAUUUACACCCAAAACAAGAGGUAACGCUCCAUUCCUUACAUCACUCCGAGGAUAACGAUUACUGGGAGGCGUUUGGCCAUUAUACCAGCGACGAGAAUGGAACAGUUACAGUUAUGGAGGAUGCCAGUAGAGGUGGGACCUAUGUUGGAGUUGAACCCAUGGGCCUUCUUUGGAGUUUGCAACCUAUUCCUGGUAGCAGACACGGACUCAGGUUGCGAAAGAAAAACGUUCUGUCACCAAUGGUGCUGAUAGUAUCAGUGUUCAAAGGUCACAUGACCCAGGGGUUCUCUGAAAAGGACGCCUUGGCCACGGUUGUCACGGAGAGAUGGUACCUGACGCCAGGUGUGCAGCGUGUGGACGUCAGGGAACAAGGGGUCAAAGGCACUCUCUUCAUACCACCAGGCCCAGGGCCCUUCCCUGCAGUGCUGGACAUGUGGGGAGGGGGAGGAGGUCUGGUGGAGUACCGGGCGGCCCUCCUGGCGUCACAUGGCUUCGUUGCCUUGGCGCUGGAAUACCUCAGUGCGGACGAGCAGCAGCCGUCUGAAGUUCAGACCGGAUACUUUGAGUUGGCGUAUCACCUUCUGCAGACCCAUCCUCAGGUGUGUGCAGACAGAGUAGCUGUGCUCGGUCUGUCCUUUGGGACUGCUGUUACCUUCACUCUAGCAGCGUACUCUAAAACCGCACGGCCCCGGUGUUGUGUGUGUAUUAGUGGUACGCAUCUUUACCCACUCAACAAGCCUUAUGUCGAGAUACUGCAGCAGAUGAACCGGAACCUUGCAAAGGCACGUGUUGAUGAGAAUAAUCAUGUCAUCGGGAAAGAUACCAUUAUACCCAUUCCAACUGAGCCAGACCGUAAAGUGGAUGUUGGCCGGAUAAAGUGUCCUCUUCUGAUUGUGAUUGGUCAGGAUGACCAGAACUGGGCUGUCGUGGAGUCCACUGAAGACAUAGAGCAGAUGAUGGAGCGGGCGGGGAACCGCCACCUCCUGACGGUGUUGUCAUAUCCAGAAGCAGGUCACCUGAUUGAGCCGCCAUACACACCUCACGUGCGCUUCAGCAAUUUCGUCACUCAACACACUAGGGAAAAGGUGUUGAUGCUGUGGGGGGGUCAGAAGGUGCCUCAUGCACACGCCCAGGAGGACUCAUGGGAGAAGAUCCUCCUCUUCCUCCAGAAACACCUUUACCAGGACUCACCACCAGCAGCCAAACUCUGAUACCACACACACACACACAUACACACACACAUACUCUCUCACACACACACACACACACACUCUACCAAGACUUACCACCACCAGCCAAACUCUGAUACCACACACACACACACUCAGGGGCCACCGUUAUAACCGGUAUAACAUCCAAAACAGGUUACCUAGUCCUAUUGACGCUCAAAAGCGGUCAUGGUUAGACUUCCAAAUAGCAAACCUAGUUUGCACGUCGUGCAGUCAUCCAGGACUGGUCUUGGACCGACAGACGGACAAUAAAGACAUGAUCUGCACGUCCAAAUGUCUAAUGUUUAGUGGGAAGACCUGUUUAGUGCUCAUCACUGCAUCUUGCACAUCACUCAGAUUAGGGUCCUGAAUGUCUCUCUCCUGCUGUAGAAGAGUGGCCAUUGCUGCUAGCCAGGGUGAACCCAGAUGAACUGUAAGCAAAUUCAAAUGUACUGUACACGUCUGAUAGAGUUCAGGCGUGGUGCCUGAAAUCAGGCUUGAGCUCGGCCAUGUACGAUGUCAAGAAAGGCUAUUCUCUAUAUUGUUUUUGAAUGUAUUUGAUCAUUUCAGGCACAGAUAAUUUCCUGUCUAUCAGCCCUGCAUUUACUGUCAGGCUCGUCUCGGUUCACCCAGGUUACAUUGCUGCAUAACAGUGGUUGUGAUAGUCAGGAAGAUUCACACUGCCAUAGAUGUAAUAUUUUGUAAUAGGAACUCUUAUCCUGAUGCCUUUGUUCAUCUGAAUGUUAAUUCCUCAUUGUUUGUAAGUCGCUUUGGAUAGAAGUGUCUCCUUAAAGGGAUAUUCCACCAUUUGGGCAAUUAAGCUUAAUUCCCCAAAUGGUGGAAUAUCCCUUUAAUGAAUUUACAUAAACAUAAAUGUUGUACAUUUGUGCCAGAGCUGUUUAUCUUGCACUCAUUUCUUAAAUCCUGGCCCUGUCCAUUACCAACCACAAGGGGGCGACAUAUCAUACAAAUUAGUCAUUGGGUACUAUGUAUCUCAAGAUGUUCUGCUGACAUCAUGAUAUACCUCAGUCCAUUCCUCUUGCUGAAAGGUGAUGUUUGGGUUCUUUAUCAUAUAGGCAUAAGAUGUGUGCAAUAAACAUACAGUCACUCUA
Molecule: messenger RNA, 2601 nt
Organism: Sardina pilchardus (European sardine)
Lineage: Eukaryota; Metazoa; Chordata; Actinopteri; Clupeiformes; Clupeidae
Product: acyl-coenzyme A thioesterase 5-like
Exons: 10
Coding region: 161-1492 (443 amino acids)
Biological process (GO): acyl-CoA metabolic process; fatty acid metabolic process
Molecular function (GO): fatty acyl-CoA hydrolase activity
Source: RefSeq, a predicted model, not a curated record